Molecule: messenger RNA, 903 nt
Organism: Nerophis lumbriciformis (worm pipefish)
Lineage: Eukaryota; Metazoa; Chordata; Actinopteri; Syngnathiformes; Syngnathidae
Source: RefSeq, a predicted model, not a curated record
AUGGAGAACGAGCGAAGAAGUUCCCCUAUCAAGAACUUUGUGGCCGGGGGAGUCGGUGGAGCGUGUCUGCUGCUGGCCGGACACCCACUGGACACCAUCAAGGUGAGACUCCAGACUCAACCCAAAGCCUCCUCGCUCUCUAGGUAUGCCAUCUACACAGGAACCUUUGACUGUUUUCGCAAGACCAUCUCCAAAGAGGGCAUCCUCGGCCUGUACAAAGGGAUUGGCGCUCCACUGGUGGGUGUGGCUCCCAUGAUGGCCAUCAGUUUCUUUGGUUUUGGUUUGGGGAAGCAGCUCCAGCAGACAGACACCAGCCAGGAUCUAACGCACACACAGAUAUUCCUGUCAGGGUGUCUAGCAGGGAUCUUCACAACAGUGAUUGUGGCUCCAGGAGAAAGGAUUAAAUGCUUACUGCAGGUGCAGGUUAGUGGUCGCACACCCAAAUAUUCAGGUCCACUAGACUGUGCCAAACGUCUCUACAAGGAACAAGGCAUACGCAGUGUAUACAAAGGGACGUUGCUGACGCUCAUCAGAGAUGUGCCUUCAAAUGGUCUCUACUUUCUGACAUAUGAGUACCUGAAAAACCGCCUGACUCCAGAAGGGCAAAGCGUUACCCAGCUUGGCUCCGCCUACAUUCUGCUCGCUGGCGGGGUGGCUGGAAUUUUGAACUGGACAAUCGCACUCCCCCCAGACGUCCUCAAGUCCAACUUUCAAACAGCUGCAGAUGACAAGUACAGAGGUCUAUUGGAUGUAUUGAGGACUCUGCUUCGGGAAGAAGGGGCCAAAGCACUCUACAAAGGCUUCAAUGCUGUCUUUCUACGAGCCUUCCCUGCCAAUGCUGCAUGUUUCUUGGGCUUUGAAGUCGCCUUAAAGGGUUUGAACUGGCUAGCACCUGGCUGGUGA